Molecule: messenger RNA, 1506 nt
Organism: Fusarium odoratissimum NRRL 54006
Lineage: Eukaryota; Fungi; Ascomycota; Sordariomycetes; Hypocreales; Nectriaceae
Exons: 1
Coding region: 367-1281 (304 amino acids)
Molecular function (GO): hydrolase activity
Source: RefSeq, a predicted model, not a curated record
CUAAAAUUCGAAUUGAACUGAGGGGCACCCAUCGUUCGCAAAAGGCGACUUCUGGAAGAUGUGUGCUCGAGAACGAGAACACUGCGGGCAUAUACGCACCUCUUUCUGCACGUAUCUUCUGACAUCCUGUCAGCUCUGUUUAGCGAAUAGCUCAUCUCAAGGUGCUAAUAACUUGGCUGACAAGAAUUGAACACUGUUAAUUCCUGCGAAUCUUUAUCAUUUCUCAUCGACAUGACAUACCCCUUCCCAUAUUCACAAGCUGCAAAGCUUGACUCGAGGAUCAAGAUACCUCGUCCGAUUUACGACCCUGACCUGGCACCAUAGUUGGACUCUGCCUCAUUCCCUGAAGAGUUUGACCUAAACUUGAUGCGCGGAGUCGCGAGUGGCGAACAGGAAUGCUCCCACGGCUCAUUCAUCUUCAAUGCGGAGACUGUCCUUCGAGACAAUCCGCACUUGAGUCAUACAGAGCACUCAAUUCCAGGACCUGACAACAAUAUAAUUACCUUGUCAGUGUUCGAACCCAAUGAGCCAUCAAAGGCACCAAGGCCAGUCUUGUAUCAUAUUCACGGUGGCGGGAUGGUUAGUGGUGACAGAUUCACUGCCGUCACGCCUGUGAUUGAUCUUCUGAAAGGGAUCGAUUGCGUUGUUGUCUCCGUGGAACACCGCCUCGCUCCCGAGACGCGCGCGCCUGGCCCAGCUGAAGACUGUUAUGCGGGGCUUGUUUGGGUUUCUGAGAAUGCUUCGAGUCUUGGAAUUGACCCAGCUGCCAUUGUCGUGUUUGGAGUGUCCGGAGGAGGCGCCCUUGCAGCUGCUACGUGCCUUAUGGCUCGUGAUAGGAAGCGCCCAGCUAUCCCAAUCAAAGCUCAAAUGCUUUACUCGCCUCUCUUGGAUGAUAGAUGCGAGAGCUUGGCUGAUCAGCAAUUCGAAUACGGUAACCCUGCCAGUACAGCAUGGCUUCGUGCCAUUUGGGAUCUUAUCCUGGGUGAUGCACGAGGAUCAGAACAUGUUACACCUUAUCAAGCGCCCGCAAGAGAGACUGAUCUGUCGAGUUUACCAGCUGCAUAUAUCGAUGCUGGGGAAUGUGAAGUCUUCCGCGAUGUUGCCGUUGCUUAUGCAACCAAGAUGUGGCGAGGCGGAUCAACAUGCGAACUUCACAUCUGGCCCGGAGCUUGGCAUGGAUUCGAUAUGAUGGACGAUCCUAACAUGCCACUUAUUCAUGUGGCUAAUAUGGCGAAAGCCAACUGGCUUCAGAGAGUCAUGAGAAGUGUCAAGGAUGAGUAGAGUAGCUACAUAGAAAAAUGGAAGUAAUUAGUAAAGAUGCUUUUCGGGUACGAAUGAAUGGUUAUUGGGUUACAAGAAGACUAAGAAAUAAACCUUGUCAACGUGCAGCAGUAUGUGAAAGAGACUUCUUCCACAGCGUGUCUCCAGGGAACUGGAUCUUAACUUUGAACAGGCAGUAUACAUUCAGGAAACGAGAAAAGUCUGUCUAUUACUACUUAUACGGCC